AUAAAAUUUUAUUUUCAACUAUUAUCGGCGUUAACCGCUAGCGAACUAUUUUCGCUGCAGUUCUUAGUGAUUCCUUUCUUUUUUUUGUUUUUUUUUGAAUUAAACUUUUUUGAUCCUGUCGCCAAAAAUACCACCAAAAUAUCUUCAUUCGAAGAGGAUUAUAGGGCUGAUCGGCCCAUGGUGCAACGUGCAUCUUCCACAGAUGCACCCGCACCACCCGCCGUAUCGGGCAGCGGUCAUCGUGAGUCUCGUUUCGGUCUGGGCUAUACGUCAUAUCAAAGUGGAUACAAUAAACUAUUUACACAGGGUUCUGCCGACUCCAAUUACUCACAACCGUCAUCCGAUCUGUCGCUAGACGAGGAAAAAGAAUCGCUUCGGCGAGAAAAAGAACGUGCGGCCUUAAGCCAGUUGGAUAAAGCGAGAAGUAAACCUGUAGCGUUCGCUGUGCGAACAAACGUUGCCUACGAUGGUGCUAUCGAUGAUGAUUCGCCCGCCCAGGGCCGUGCCGUUUCAUUUGAGAUGCGUGAAUUUCUACACAUCAAAGAGAAAUACGACAAUAACUGGUGGAUUGGUAGACUGGUUAAAGAAGGCUGUGAUGUGGGCUUCAUACCCAGCCCCGUUAAGCUAGAACAUAUACGUGUUCAGAAUCAAACGCGACCCUCAAGACUGUACGGUACAAAAGGUUCAUCGAGUGGGAAUUUAGGCGGCGGACAAGCAGGUGCGGAGCCAUCACGAGGUAGCACACCCCCUAGCACACCUGGUGAUGAAUCAGAUUCCAUGGGACCAGGACGUGGUAAAUCAACGCUAGCCACCCCGCCCAAUAAGGAGAAACGUAAACCAUUCUUUAAAAAACAAGAGACCGCCUCCCCAUAUGACGUUGUGCCAUCGAUGCGUCCGGUUGUUUUAGUGGGUCCAAGUCUGAAGGGUUACGAAGUAACCGAUAUGAUGCAAAAGGCUUUAUUCGAUUUCCUGAAACAUCGUUUCCAGGGACGUAUCAUUAUAACACGGGUCAUGGCCGAUAUAUCGCUGGCGAAACGAUCGAUAAUGAAUAAUCCAUCGAAACGUGCGAUUAUGGAACGUUCCAGUAGCCGAUCAGAUUGCCUAAGUAAAGUGCAAGAGGAAAUUGAACGCAUUUUCGAAUUGGCGCGAACAUUACAGUUAGUGGUACUCGAUUGUGAUACAAUCAAUCAUCCGUCACAGCUAGCAAAAACUUCCUUAGCACCAACAAUAGUUUAUCUUAAAAUUAGUAGCAGUAAGGUUUUACAGCGUUUAAUCAAAUCUCGUGGCAAAUCGCAAGCGAAAAAUCUUUCAGUUCAAAUGGUCGCCGCCGAAAAACUGGCACAAUGUCCCCCCGAAAUGUUUGAUGUCAUUUUGGACGAGAAUCAACUGGAAGAUGCUUGUGAACAUAUAGCGGAAUAUUUAGAAACUUAUUGGAGAGCUACGCAUCCUGAUAUAAGAACGUCACCCUCAGUACCUAGACCGUUACCGCAGGAAGCGUCACCUACCACAGAUCAAGCACGAAUGGGUCCUACACCGCCCGUGGGCGGUAUUAUGGACGAAGAAACGCGUGACUAUAGAAUGGGUUCUAGCGAACGUGAGAGUAGUCGCGAACGCGAAGGCAGUCGGGAACGUGAUCGAGAAAGGGAUAGCGACUACGAACGUGAUUAUUGGGAUCGCGAAUUUACAAAGGGGGGUCGUACACCGCGCGAACGUCAACGUGACUUAGAAUGGGAACGUGAGAGAGCAAGAGAAUGGGAAAGAGAACGAGAUCGGGAUUGGAAUAGAGAAUUCGAUUGGGAUCAAGGCGGUGUUCCGUAUGCUCAUAGUCGUCGUCCGGCAACAGGACGUCAUCAUGGUUAUGAGCGUGAACGAUUUGAUCGUGAACGGGAACGGGAUCGUUUUGAGCGUGAACGUGAACGGGAACGAUUACAUGCUCGGGAACGUGAUCUGAUGCAGUAUGAUUUAAAUAGUGAAGAAUUAUUGGAUGAACGCAAUUAUGGCAUGGAUUAUCCUACCGCGAGGGGAGCAGCGAGCGGAGCUCAUGCUUCGCAUUUGGCGAGGGGCAGUCGUUUGAUGGAGGACGCUGAGCUGUUGCACGAAAGAGAUGAUUUAAGAGGAGGUCGUUAUGGUAGCGGUGCAACAGCCCGCAUUGAUCCACGCGAUUUGCCACCAUCAGCGCCUACUACAAGGCGCGGUCCACCCGUUGUCGAUCGCGAUGAAUACAGUCCACACAGAGGUGGUGGGAGUAGUAGGAGAAUGCUGAAUGCCAUGUAGGAAUCGUGGAUAUAGGGGUGGGAUCAGAUCGAUAAGUCAGGCAAGACGGCGACGGCAAUACAAGCUGCCUCAACGUCAAAGGUGAGAA
Molecule: messenger RNA, 2362 nt
Organism: Glossina fuscipes
Lineage: Eukaryota; Metazoa; Arthropoda; Insecta; Diptera; Glossinidae
Gene: Ca-beta
Product: voltage-dependent L-type calcium channel subunit beta-2
Exons: 9
Coding region: 178-2274 (698 amino acids)
Biological process (GO): neuromuscular junction development; calcium ion transmembrane transport; regulation of voltage-gated calcium channel activity
Cellular component (GO): voltage-gated calcium channel complex
Molecular function (GO): protein binding; high voltage-gated calcium channel activity
Source: RefSeq, a predicted model, not a curated record